UUUGGUCAAGGGUCAUUGUCAGAUCUGUCUCCUUCUUCUUUUGUCGUAACGUCCAUCCUCCAGACACGCCUCAGUCUGAGAGCUCGCAGCCACUCAAAGUCACUAAAGGAAGCGUGGGCGGCUAUUAGUAGGUGUGGGCUGUCAAUCAUACCGACCCGCCCAGACGCUUCUCAGACGGGAAGCACACUGAUCACAACUUCUCCAGCAGCUGUGGAGUGGGAGCUCUGUGGCAUCACGCAGUAUCGAAGAGCAAGAAACGUCCAAAAUGUAAGGGAAAAGCAGCAAUACACCUCUUUCUCAAAGUAGGUGUGCAGUGGAAAAGUGUAGCAGUCUUUAAAACGAUGCGUAAAGUUGCUGUUACGCAUCAAGGACCCGCAAUAAUCCGUGCGUAAAAGUGAGACCGAGUGGACAGAAGUAAAACUCCUGCUGUGGAUGAAACGUUUGCUCGGAUACGAUGGAUGCAUCAGUGAGUCUUUGGGACGUCAUGAAAAGCUGACAGUGAGAGGAACAAUCAUUUCGACAUUAUUACAGUGAGUGUCUGCUUUCCAACGUUUGUGGACAGCGCCGGAGCGGAGCCGAGCCGAGCAGAGCAGAGCGCGCAGGCGAGCAGCAGAUGCUGGACAGUGACUAAGCCUUACGGCUGGAAAGCUGAAUUUGUCUGGACUGCAGACUUUAUGUAAGAAGUAGGACAAGCUUUACACCGCCCAACUAGUUCUUUCCGUAAUACGCAGAGACGCGUUGUCGCCUAGCCUCUCGUUGUUAUGACAGACAUCAGCACUGAACCUUCAGUUCUACAGAAAGUUGCAGCUAGCUCAUGCCACUACUCCAGCAGGAGUUAGUGGAAAGUUUUGUCGUUUACAUCCUUCUGACUACCUCUUUUCAACAUGGACGAGAGUGUUGAGUCUGCCGCGGCUGACAGCUGCUCGGACGGGGAGAGCAUCAACCUCAGCGUGCUCAACUGGGAGCAAGUGCAGCGGCUGGACACCAUCCUCACCGGCUCCAUCCCUAUCCACGGCCGGUGGAGCUUCCCCACUUUGGAGGUGAAGCCACGGGAUAUCGUCAAGGUGGUCCGGAGCCGCAUGGAGGAGAAGCGGAUACAUGUCCGGGAGGUGCGACUGAACGGUUCCGCGGCCAGCUACGUCUUGCAUGAGGACAGCGGUCUAGGAUGGAAAGAUCUGGACUUAAUAUUCUGCGCCGAGCUGAAAGGAGAGAUGGAGUUUCAGAUAGUGAAAGAUAUUGUUCUGGACUCUCUUCUAGACUUCUUGCCCGAGGGAGUGAAUAAAGAAAAGAUCACACCAAUGACCUUAAAGGAGGCCUAUGUGCAAAAGAUGGUGAAGGUGUGCAAUGACUCAGACCGCUGGAGUCUCAUUUCCCUCUCCAACAACCAUGGGAAGAACGUGGAGCUCAAGUUCGUGGACUCUCUUCGACGGCAGUUUGAGUUCAGCGUGGACUCCUUCCAGAUCCGCCUGGACUCACUCCUCCUUUUCUACGAGUGCUCAGAGCAUCCAAUGGCCGCCACUUUCCACCCCACAAUUCUCGGGGAGAGUGUCUACGGGGACUUCCCCACUGCCCUCGAUCACCUGCGCAGGCGCCUCAUCUGCACGAGGAGCCCCGAGGAAAUUCGAGGCGGGGGUUUGCUGAAGUACUGCCACCUGCUGGUGCGGGGUUUCCGUGCAGCUUCCAACAGCGAGAUGAAAUUGCUGCAGCGCUACAUGUGCUCGCGCUUUUUCAUAGACUUUCCCGAUGUGAACGAGCAGAGGAGGAAGCUGGAGUCAUAUCUGCAGAACCACUUUGUAGACCUGGAGGACAGGAAAUAUGACUAUCUGGCCACGCUGUACGAUGUGGUGCAGGAGAGCACGGUGUGCCUGAUGGGCCACGAGAGACGUCAGACACUCAGCCUCAUCUCCUCUCUGGCACUGCGGGUCUUGGCCGAGCAGAACGCGAUCCCCAACGCGGCCAACGUCACCUGCUUCUACCAGCCAGCUCCUUAUGUCUCAGAUGGCAACUUCAGCAACUAUUAUGUAGCACAGGUUCAGCCUGUCUACCCCUGUCCUCCCUCGCCUCCUCAGCAUUACCUUUCUCAGCCACAACAUCCCAUGUACGCCACCUGGUUGCCCUGUAAUUAAACUUGUGUACUUUCAUGCACUUUUGCAUAACUGGUGGAACUCAUACCUCUUUGAAAGGGAUAAAUGAAUCAUCUUUUUAUCUCUUUCUUGAGAUAGGAAGUUGAGGGAAAUGAGAGAAGGAAAACCAGGAGACAAAAGUGCAGAUAAAAGAAGAGAAUAAAGAAAGGAGGCGAAAUGAGGACAAGGAACUUGGAUCAAGACAGUGGGCCAGCGAAUGGUUUUUCCCCAUGGUAGGAUGCCACAGCAGGAGGAGCUGAGCACACAGGGAGACAUGCCAAUGAGAGAGGCUGACCCAUCAGUUUCAGGGUUCUGUCAUCAGCUAAGAUUGAUUGUGGACCAAACCACAGCUGAGCCUCAGAAUGACCAAGGAUAUGAUGAUAUUUCUCUUUUGUCUGUUGUGAGUUAGCGCUCACAGGAACUCAUUUCAAAUGAUGAAAGUGUAUAAUAUUCAUAUUAAAAAAAAAAAAAGCAAAA
Molecule: messenger RNA, 2600 nt
Organism: Larimichthys crocea (large yellow croaker)
Lineage: Eukaryota; Metazoa; Chordata; Actinopteri; Sciaenidae
Product: terminal nucleotidyltransferase 5A
Exons: 2
Coding region: 885-2126 (413 amino acids)
Biological process (GO): mRNA stabilization
Molecular function (GO): poly(A) RNA polymerase activity; RNA binding
Source: RefSeq, a predicted model, not a curated record